GGAGGGGGCGGGGCUUCGGGGCGGCCGCCGCCGGUGGGCUGCAGAUGAGGAGGAGGCGGCGGCCGCGGUGGCAGAAAAGGCGGCGGCGGCGGGGGUAGGGAGCCUGGAAACGCAAGCGGGGAUGGUAGGUAGUUUGGACCCGCCGGGCCGCCGUCGUUUCCAGAAAGGGUUUGACUGGAGGAACCUCUGGAGCAGCUCUCUGGAAUUAAGGGGCUCAGACCUGAAGGCCUUUCAGUGCACCUUUGCUAUAAACGAUAACCAUCUGUGCCUGAGGCAUUUAAGGUGGUAGCUCAGCCAAGUAACGUCCUUCCAUGCAAGCUUGGAGACCUGAGUUCAGAAACCUCAGAACCCAUGUUUAAAAAACAAAAAUCAAAGAGUAGGGCUGUCAAGAUGGCUCAGCAAGGUUGCCUGGCUCCUCUAACUGAUGGCAUGUUGAAGUACAUGGGCCAGUGGCAGCGAGGGCAUUUGAUCCAGAGGGGUCCACUCUAGAGGCCAGGGUACUACCACCAUGGGCCAGUGUGUCACCAAGUGCAAGAAUCCUUCAUCAACCUUGGGCAGCAAGAAUGGAGACCGGGACCCCAGCAACAAGUCACACAGCAGGCGGGGGGCUAGCCACCGUGAGGAACAGGUGCCACCUUGUGGCAAACCAGCUGGGGAUAUUCUUGUCAAUGGGACCAAGAAAGCAGAGGCUGCCACUGAGGCCUGCCAGCUGCCAACUUCUUCUGGAGAUGCUGGGAGGGAGUCCAAGACCAAUGCUGAGGAGUCUUCUUUGCAGAGGUUGGAAGAACUAUUCAGGCGCUACAAGGAUGAGCGGGAGGAUGCAAUUUUGGAGGAAGGCAUGGAGCGCUUUUGCAAUGACCUAUGUGUUGAUCCUACAGAAUUUCGAGUGCUGCUCUUGGCCUGGAAGUUCCAGGCUGCUACCAUGUGCAAAUUCACCAGGAAGGAGUUUUUUGAUGGCUGUAAAGCAAUAAGUGCAGACAGCAUUGAUGGGAUCUGUGCACGGUUCCCUAGCCUCUUAACAGAAGCCAAACAAGAAGAUAAAUUCAAGGAUCUCUACCGGUUUACAUUUCAGUUUGGCCUGGACUCUGAAGAAGGGCAGCGGUCACUGCAUCGUGAAAUAGCCAUUGCCCUAUGGAAACUAGUAUUUACACAGAACAAUCCUCCAGUAUUGGACCAGUGGCUAAAUUUCCUAACAGAGAACCCUUCGGGAAUCAAGGGCAUCUCCCGGGACACUUGGAACAUGUUUCUUAACUUCACUCAGGUGAUUGGCCCCGACCUCAGCAACUACAGUGAAGAUGAGGCCUGGCCGAGUCUCUUUGAUACCUUUGUGGAGUGGGAAAUGGAGAGAAGGAAAAGAGAAGUGGAAGGGAGAGGUACACUCAGCUCAGGGCAAGAGGGCUUGUGUCCAGAAGAGCAGACUUAGCCGCUCUGUUCCAGGAGCAGCACUGAGGAUCUGCCUGCUGCCCUGCAGCCAAAUGAGGAAUUGGACCUUUCUGGAAAUUACUGAAGAUCCGGAUAUUUUCUACUUUACACCUUUCUCUGCCUUGUAUUUGAAAGGGCUCUAAAAUGCUGUAUCAUGUUUUAGGCACUUUCUUCAUUUUUUUUUUUUUUUGUUAUUUUGGUUAUUUCUUUUUUGGGGGUGGGAAAUCCCCCAAAAUAUUUGAACCUGGCUACAUGUUGUGUACCUUUUUUUGAAGCCUUCAGAUAGAAUAAGCCUGCCAUUUCUUGCACAACUUGAUAGGAUUUGUUUUGUGGGGGAGGGGAGGGUGUAGCCCGGGUUGGGAGUGGGUUGUUAGGUUGAAUUAACAUUACAAAAUGAUGCAGUGCCAGACCUCAGUUUUGCAUAUUAUUUUUCAGGGCAGGUCUGUACUGUGUGUAGUGCUGUUUACAUGGUUGAAUUUAGGUUGUAAUAAUUAUUUUAAAAGAUUUACACAGAUAUGAAUAUAGCAGUGUUAACUGUUAGCCACAUUGCAUUAAUUUCCAGACAGUUUGGAGCUCUUGGAGAGCCAAGGCCAAGGCCAGUCAAGAGCAUUUGCAGUCUGACACCCCACCCCGUCCCUUUAAGCUAAUUUAUCCAAAGCCCUGUCUCCCUCACUUCUUGCUCAUUCCUUCUUUGACCUAUUGCAUUUCAUAUUUAACUUACCCAUCAUCAUGCUGUACCUGUCAGUCAAGUGAGCAGUUUUGUUUUGUUUUGUUAGAACACAUUGUACUGAAAACCACUUAAGCAUUGAAUGCAGAGAAAGCAGUGCUACCUCAGUUUUGCUGGAAGUAGACUUCUUUGAUAGUUUUCUUUGAUGUUUUUGUAUUUUCAUGUCAUAAGUGGAAAUACUUCUUUUUCUCCCCUUUUCAUUUGCCUUGGAGCCAAAGUUUCCGUUCUGGGUGGUGAGAAAAGUGUGCCUGCCAGCCGACCUGAAAGAAAGCGGUGGCAUGGAGCUCUGCUUCAAACUGUUUUUUCUCUAGUUUUGUUGAGUAUCAUUAGCUUACUUGUCUGGCAAGUGCAGAAGCCUGAGGCUGGCCUGAACUCUGCCAAACAAAUUAUCCACGUGUAUUGAAUCAUUAAAUUGUGUGCCCUCUCCCUCUUUGCUGCGCCCACGUUGUCACUUAACCCCUAGGAAUUAUUUAUUGUCUUUUUGUUAAUGUCAAGCUCGGUUGGGGUAACGUGGUGACUGUUUAGGUUUACAUGACCCUCUUCUCUUUCCCUUACCCCAGACAUGUAUAUAUACAUAUAUAAGAUAUGUAUAUAUUUUACCUUUAUAAAAUAUAUAUAUAUACACAUAUAUGUAUCUAUAUCCCUUUGUUUGUCUGCUAAAACUGGCCAUGAAAGAGGGAGCUGCCUUCAAUCUGUAGUUUAAGAAGAUGCCAGGGAGCAUCAUAAACGGAGGCUAUUGUAUAUUAAUUUAGACUUUUUCACUAAAAAGAACAUGAAUGAAUUUGCUUGCCGAAGGAGGAACCAGUUCUCUAGACUCCAUGCUCACUCUACAAGGCCAGCUUUGGUCAAGCUGCCACUGGGGCCUGAAGAGCUGACUCUGUCCUACCUUAUUCCACUAAAGUACCAUCUUGAUAAUUUCCCCUUAAAAAAUAUUCUCAAAAAUGUACUGGAAAGUGGGUGGCAGGAGCUUGUACAGUUCAGCUUCCAACAUUUCGGAACAGAUUUAAAAGGGAAUCUUUUAAUAAAUAAAAGUUACAAAAAUAUUUAUACUCUUGAUACAAUGAAAAAGUGUCUAUUAAAUAUUUGGAAUUUCCUCCCUUGAUUAGUCUACCCCAAAUCCUGGGUACAUGUUUCUCAACCUGGGUAAGAAUUGCAUGCUUUGAGUUCUUCAUGAGUCUUAUAGCUCUAGGCACUUAUCUUUAUAAAAAUGAUUAUUUAAGGAGAUGACAGUCAUAUUUCUUAAAGUCGGUAUUGACACAGGGAACAUUUUUGUAAGCCUCACAAUUGUCCUUCCUUGAGGGAUGAGAUGAUGAAUAUCAGCCACAGACUUACGAUAGUGCUGGAAGGCCCAAGUGGCUGUUGGGCCAGAUGUACCCCUUUUUUUUCUAGCCAGAAUAAGAUGAAAUCCUUGAGUAAGAAUCCAGGAGCCCAGUAGUUUCUGAGGGCACAGCUACAUUAUAACAUUUGGUUAAGAUCUCAUCUAGCCAGUUAGUUGUUCCUAAUUCAGGAUUAGGUAGAAAUCUAAUGAGGGAAGAGGUGGAGUUAGGUAAGACUUUCUGUCCCAGAUAAGAAAGGGUGUAUGUGGGGAAAGUGCCAAGAGGGAGUUUGCCAAGGGCCCCAUGGACUCAAGGAACUAGAUCUUUUCCUCAUUGGGUAGAGGUUUUUUUAACUGCUCAGUUUCUCCAAUCCCAAUGCCUGCACCCCAACCCCAGCCAUUUAGAAAUUGUGAUUAUAUUUUUAAUCAUCUGUUGUUGAGAAACCAGAGAAAGGAACAGUAUUCAGGGAGGGACUUUGGGUUUUCUGUGUAGUUGCUUUGCUUUGCCAAGAGAUUCUCAGUGAGGUGUAAGGUUUGCAGUUAACACUUCUGGGAAACAAAAGUUUCUGUUUCACUCACCCUCAGAUAGGCUUGCUGCUUAUUGGGUGGAUGAGCAGUGGCUGGGAGCCAAAUUGCUCCUCAGGUUAGCUAGCUUUGUGGCUUCAGGUGAUUUGGGAAGGGGUGAUAUCAGGGUGCCAUUUUGGAAUUCUGCAAUGUCUAAGCAUUACUACACAGACCGUUGGAAAUUGCAUACUUUGGGCAAAUGACUUUUUGAGUUUCCAUGGUAAUUCUUUAGUAACUUAUUAGCAAGCUGAUAUGAGAUAAAAAGUUACUUUAUUGAAUUCUUUCCCUUAGUCUUCCUUGCCAAACUUGAAUGUAUCAUUCUCAUUGACGCUUUGCUGUACUUCUGGGGGUUGCUUCAGCAGCUCUCUCUUCAUUGUGGCAGAUGCGCCAACAUGUCUGUUGGGUCCAGAAGUCUGUAUGUACCUAUCUGAUAAAGAAGUUCUCAGAGCUGACUGAAAAUCCAAAUUUCAGCCAACACUUUGGGCCAAGGGAAAGAUAACAGAAAAUGUGCAAAGCAGUACUGUUCAUAUUAGAAGGGCAGUGAAGAAUUACCAUGCACACAGAAUUAGCUUGAAACAGUACUGUCUCCUAGGGUGUGGUCUCCAGGCCAGAUCAGGUUAUGGGAUCCCAUAGAUUAUGUACGUAGACUGCACAUUGGUGGGAAGUUGCUAAGAUAAAGACUUGUCCAAAAACUAACAAAGCAAAAGAUGUGUUUAUUGGAAUGUAUAGUCUGCUGUAUUUCAAGUGGGGUCUUCAGUGCAGCAGGUAGACCUAGUUAUACAGUUAUGUAAGGGAUAGAGAACUACUGUUAAAAGGUUUUUAUCCCCUCUCACCACUUAAUCUCCUAUGUAUGUUAGGAUGGCUAGUGAUGACCUGAACAUCUUGGUAACAGACAGAGGUCUUACCUGGAGGACUAAAGCAGUACUUAGCUUAAAUACUUGAAAGGACAAAGUUAUCAAAAUACGUUGAUUAGGAUUAUUUAAGGUCAUGUGACACUGAUCUUUUCUUCUGGGUCACGUAGAGGAUAGGUUCUUGCCACACUCUUAUUCAGAGUUUCCUUGGUAAGCUGUAAUUGCAGCCCAUACCAGUUUGACCUGGCCCAGGACUACAUGCUGGGGAUGCUCACCAGGAGUCGCCCCUGGUCUCAGCCCCUCUCCUCUUUAUUUCAGAGAAGGAUGCUUGAGCAUUGGGCACAGAUGCUGAGGUGGUUUGAUUAGCUGAAAAACCAAGUUCUGAUUCAGGUGUUGGGGCAUCAUGUUCUGUUUCUCUUGGAAACCCAGCCUGCUCUCAUAGAUACCUACUUCCAUCACAUAUCCUGAGCAUUGCCAAAAGAAGCCAUUUAGCAGCUGCUGUUUUUCUCUCAGCACAAAUAUAUUUGCUACAGAAGAAUUCUCUUUUCUCUGGUCCUGGUCCCCAGACCUCAGAAUCUGUUAACUGCUCUUCCCUGCUGCACUGAAUAUGGUUCUAGGUUUUGAAGAGGGAAUUUGAAGCAAUAGGCAAUCAGGGCUUGGUUGAAUUGGUCUUGCAUAUAUCCUGUCUUAAUCCUCUGAGGUGAUGAGACACUGCUCAUGUGACCUUCUACCUUUGUGGAUCCCUCUUGGUUUGUGACCUUCGUACCUUCCCUGAGGUUGUACAAACUUGACAAAAGUUAAUACUUUUGUAUUCUCUGCACUGUUGCACUCUUCAAAUAGCCCCCUGAAUAUUAACUUGAUAUACACAUCUUUCUCUUUUAUGUCUACAGUAUUUUUUCCUUUUUUUUUUUUGAAGGUUAUCUGCUGUUGAAUUCAAUAAAUUUGUUUACCUAA
Mus musculus (house mouse) is the source of this 5833-nucleotide messenger RNA. RefSeq names its product defective in cullin neddylation 1 domain containing 3 (gene Dcun1d3). The coding region runs from base 509 to 1423 and encodes 304 amino acids. The transcript is spliced from 5 exons. Gene Ontology annotation, cellular component: cytosol; cytoplasm; nucleoplasm. The record is from RefSeq and is a predicted model, not a curated record. Gene Ontology annotation, molecular function: cullin family protein binding. Gene Ontology annotation, biological process: negative regulation of cell growth; negative regulation of protein neddylation; positive regulation of apoptotic process. NCBI's taxonomy places the organism in Eukaryota, Metazoa, Chordata, Mammalia, Rodentia, Muridae.